Lottia gigantea (owl limpet) is the source of this 705-nucleotide messenger RNA. RefSeq lists its product as hypothetical. The coding region runs from base 1 to 705 and encodes 234 amino acids. The transcript has a single exon. The record is from RefSeq and is a predicted model, not a curated record. NCBI's taxonomy places the organism in Eukaryota, Metazoa, Mollusca, Gastropoda, Lottiidae.
AUGGCAACAAUAUCGGAGUGUAUACCCAAUAAUGUAUUUCGUGCACGACCAAGAACUCGACCUACAAUGCAAUAUGUAAGGUCACCACGGAAUGCUUCUUACCAACAGAUGCCUAUAUCUCUGAAAAUUGAUAAAAGUGAAGACUAUAGAAGUCAAUAUCGCUCUCCUCAUGAUUAUGGAUAUAGACAAAGACAAUAUGACCAUCCUAUGAAAAAGUGUAUGUGGACUAAUAGAAGUUUAUAUGAACCUAAACCAGAAAUCAAACUAGCAGCAUUACCUUCAAGGAAACCUUUAUCACGAAUGGAGAAGGUUCCUGGAAGACUCUUUCAGAGAUCUUCAGAAGUUCCUAUCAAAUUUACGACUAACAGGUUAAUGUCAGCUCCGUCAAACUCUGCUGUCACUUAUACAGAAGAAUUAGUUCGUCUUCCGUCUCGCCCUCAAACCAUCUGUGAAAAUAGAAAUACUCUUAAUACUCUUACCUCGCCAAAAGAUAUUAACUCAAUGGACAUUAAGGAUAUUGGAGGAAGUUUUCAAGUGAGGGGUGACAAGGAUCAUGUUAUUAGUGACUAUUAUUCCUUCAACCGUCUUCCUGCUAGGACUAAGAAACCUACCGUGAAAUUAUCCAAACCCAGUAUUAAACGCAAUUCAUUAUUACUAAAGGGGUGGAGAAAAGAAAUACACACACGCAUGGAGGACAUUUUAUAA